AACGAUGUGGAGUCGAUAAAGAAAACUAAAGAUGCCGUAAAGGUGCUCAAAGCAGUUCGGGCGUGGCCUGAUAUACAAAAAGUUUACAACUCCCAGCGCUUCAGAGCUGGAAAGGGCAAAAUGAGGAAUCGACGUCGUAUUCAGAAACGCGUUCCGAUUGUUAUUUACAAAAAAGAUGACAGAAUAACUCGUGCAUUCAGAAAUAUUCCAGGUGUGACUUUGAUUAAUGUCAGAGCUCUGAAUCUGUUGAAGCUUGCUCCAGGUGGUCAUAUGGGGCGUUUGGCCAUUUGGACCGAUGGGGCGUUUAGACAGUUGGACAAAAUCUAUGGCACUUGGAAGACAGGAAGUGUUAAGAAGAAUGGUUUCCACUUACCAAUGGCAAAAAUGACCAACUCGAACCUUGGCAGGCUUCUACAUUGCCGAGAGAUCUCCUCGGUUGUAAGGUCUGGACGUAUGCAUUUGCAGCGUCCAGCUCCGAAGGCUAAGAAGAAUCCACUUAAGAAUCAGCAGGUCUUGUUAAAAAUGAAUCCUUUCGUAUUGGGAGAGAAACACUUUAAUAUGGCUCUUCAGCGUGCCCUGAUAAACGGGAAGCUCAAGCAUAAAGCUGCCAAUAAAGAAAGCGAAGUUCCUGCGAAAGUAGCUAAGAGUAAAAGAAGUGAAAUAAUAUUCUAA
Molecule: messenger RNA, 672 nt
Organism: Trichobilharzia szidati
Lineage: Eukaryota; Metazoa; Platyhelminthes; Trematoda; Strigeidida; Schistosomatidae
Source: the annotation of a GenBank genome assembly